This is a messenger RNA of Perca flavescens (yellow perch), 2127 nucleotides long. It is a transcript of the gene agxt2, whose product is annotated as alanine--glyoxylate aminotransferase 2. Gene Ontology annotation, molecular function: L-alanine:glyoxylate transaminase activity; pyridoxal phosphate binding. Gene Ontology annotation, cellular component: mitochondrion. Gene Ontology annotation, biological process: glyoxylate catabolic process. NCBI's taxonomy places the organism in Eukaryota, Metazoa, Chordata, Actinopteri, Perciformes, Percidae. The record is from RefSeq and is a predicted model, not a curated record. Bases 198 to 1748 code for a protein of 516 amino acids. The transcript is spliced from 14 exons.
UGUUCAAGCAUGGAUGUAUUAUAAACAAGAACACGCACACCGUUUUGAGAUUGAACGUACCUCAGAGUUGUGGAGUGGUCGCUGACCGCCCCCCAUCUCAGACACUUUUUGGAGACCCGAAGUAGUCCGUUGCUGAGUGUCAGACGGUGAAGGGAGUAGAAAGUAGGAUAGGUGUGUGUCCUAUAUACCUGCUCAAUAUGUUUAAAGUUGCUUCCUCUCUAAGAGGCCGCUGUGCAGUUUUAAAAGGACAGUCCUGCUCUCGCCCCGGUUCUGUCAAAUUCCACUUGGCAAAUGGUGCAUUAUGUCAGAAAUCCGCCUUCAGACACCCUCCCACAGACAUCCCAGAGAUGCCCCCAUGCAAUUUCAAACCAGAGGAAUACACGGGUAUGUCCAAAGAGCGGAUGAUGGAGAUCCGCAGGAAGAACUGCAACCCCAUGAUCAUGAAGGUUACCUCCUAUAAGAAACCAGCGUUCAUCCACCAGGGACACAUGCAGUGGCUGUGGGAUGUGGAUGGGAAGCGAUAUCUGGAUCUGUUUGCUGGUGUGGCUACUGUUAGUGUAGGCCACUGCCACCCGAAGGUGACAGCAGCCGCAGAGCAGCAGUUAAAGAGACUGUGGCAUACUACAAACAUCUACGUCCAUCCUCCUCUCCAUGAGUAUUGUGAGAAACUAGCCUCCUACUUACCGGAUCCUCUUAAGGUGGUAUAUCUGACCAACAGCGGCUCAGAGGCCAAUGACCUGGCUAUGUUGAUGGCUCGACUUUACACAGGCAACUUCGACAUCAUCACUUUCAGAGGAUCAUACCACGGUGGCAGCCCACAGACCAUGGGUCUUACUUCUAACGCAGCAUAUAAAUACCCCAUUGCCAAUGGUUUAGGCUGCACAAAUACCAUGUGUCCUGAUGUGUUCAGAGGUCCGUGGGGAGGAAGCCACUGCAGGGACUCUCCUGUGCAGACCAUCAGAGAAUGUAGCUGUGCCCAAGGAUAUUGCAUGGCAAAUGACCAAUACAUUGGGCAGCUCAAAGAGACAUUUGCUACUAGUGUCCCAAGUCGAAUUGCUGCUUUCUUUGGAGAGCCUAUUCAGGGAGUCGGAGGAGCUGUGCAGUACCCUAAAAACUACCUCAAAGAGGCCUACAAACUCGUGAGAGAGAGAGGAGGCGUCUGCAUUGCUGAUGAGGUCCAGACUGGAUUUGGGCGAACAGGAAGCCACUUCUGGGGUUUCCAAGGUCAUGAUGUCAUUCCUGAUAUGGUUACUAUGGCAAAGGGCAUAGGUAAUGGAUUCCCAAUGGGAGCUGUUGUUACCACACCAGAAAUCGCGGCCUCAUUUGCCAAGGGCGUUCACUUCAACACCUUUGGAGGAAAUCCUGUGGCUUGUGCCGUUGCUUCAUCAGUGCUAGAUACUAUCAAAGAAGAUGGCGCGCAGCAGAUCAGUCUCAAUGUGGGCACCUAUCUGAUGACAGAACUGGCAAAACUCAGAGACAAGUAUGAGAUAAUCGGUGACGUGCGUGGAAAAGGCCUACAGAUCGGUGUGGAAAUGGUCAAAGACAAGGCCAGCAGAGAGCCGCUGCCUCCUGAGGCAAUGAGUGAGAUCUUUGAGGACAUAAAGGACAUGGGAGUCCUGAUAGGGAAAGGAGGAGUCUAUGGACAGACCUUCCGCGUCAAACCCCCGAUGUGCAUCACGAUGGAAGAUGCAGAUUUCUUCCUGGCAAUUUUUAACAAGUCCAUCCACAACUACAUGGAAAGAAGAUGAAAGACAAAUAAAGGUCAGCUGGAUUGCUCCACCAAUGACCAAAACUGGAACCCCUCUCAGCAGUGGAUUGCAUUUUGUAUAUCCUUUUAAAUGACAGUAUCAAUCAUUUUGACCUUCUGAGGAAGACUACCUCUGUUAUUGCCUUUGCAUAGCACUUGUAAAAGGGAACUUGUUUAACUACGUUGUAAUUUGAAGACUUGAAUCACUUAACAUACCUCACUCAUUUUAAUGAGAAAAGAAUUGUGUACAGGGCCUUUCUAACAACUUGAAGUUCAUUAAUGCUUGGAUGUAACGUAUGAUUGUAAUUUCUGAACACAUGCUUUGUUGCUAAAUUAUAGAUGUGAAUGUAAUAAUAAUAAAUCUGUGAGCUUGAGGAACA